Messenger RNA from Panicum hallii, 2362 nucleotides. RefSeq lists its product as uncharacterized. Lineage: Eukaryota; Viridiplantae; Streptophyta; Magnoliopsida; Poales; Poaceae. The coding region runs from base 396 to 1760 and encodes 454 amino acids. The record is from RefSeq and is a predicted model, not a curated record. The transcript is spliced from 13 exons.
UCUACUGCUGGUGGUGGCAAACUUAACCCUGCGCCGCGCAGGGAGAGAGCAAAUUACCAAAAGGGCCCUGCGUUCCUGGCGGCUCUCUCGUUCUCGGUCAGUCCCGAAGUGGCAAAGUGGAAGGGAAAAGGGGGAGAGCGCAGCGCAGCGCCGGCGCAGGAAGCCAGCCAGGGGAAAGGAGGAAGGAACAACUCGCGACUCCUCGCAGCUCGCGACGCCCAGUUCGCGCGGUGAUCCGUCUCGCCCGGGGUGCUCCGCCGCGCCAGCUGCCGUUCUCGCCGCCCCGCGAGGCCCGCUUCCGCUUGAUCCUGCGGCCCCUGUUUUUCCUCGUUCCAGGUGGCCAGCCAGCCUCGGUUUCAUCGAGCACAUUUAAUUGUCCUCUGCUGGAGUGUACAAUGGCGGCAGGAGCCACAUUAAACUGGGUUAAAACCCCAUUUGACUCCCGGAGGUUUCAUGACCUUUCUAGUUUAAGUUUUCGAUGCCGUAACCCUUUUGGAUCAAUUCAGCCCUGCUGGUUGCCAACUAAUCAGGACUCAACCCUAACCAAGGUUCGUGUGGCUGCUGAUUAUUCAGACUCAGUGCCAGAUUCGAAGUACACAAGGGAUCGAGGUUAUCAUCCUCUUGAAGAAGUUAAAGAGCGUCCAAAGAAGAAGGACCUGCUACUGACAGAUGUCGAAACAGCUAGAACAGUAGUAGAGGCCAAUAGCAAGGGAUUGCUUGUAUUUCCUGCAAGGGUGCACAAUCAACCUCAUGGACAUGUUGCCUGGUCAGAGUUUCAAUAUGUUAUUGAUGACUAUGGAGACAUAUUCUUUGAAGUACCUGACAGCGAGAACCUCUUGGAGGAUGAUACUGCAAACAAUCCUGUGACAGUUUUGAUUGGAAUGGACGGACCAAUUAUUGGGGAAAGUAGUGUGGCGAUUAGUGAUUUCAGUGAUUACAUGGAUGGUGAAAAUUUUAUGGGCGUUCCUGAUGAGCACUACAGCAAGAUUGAUACAGAAAUAACUGAUAUUCUUAUAGAAUGGGGGAUGCCAGCAACAAUGCGUGCAAUACAUCCUGUUUACUUUGCCAAAUGUUUGACAAAGGCUGUUCAUGAAAAUCAUGGGGAGAAGAUGGAUAGUCCAUCAAAUGGUGUCUCUAUUGUAGGAUAUCUGAGACCUGCUUUUAUAGAGGAAGAAUCUUACUUGAGGAGCUUGUUUCAUGGCGAAUGCAAAAGUGAUAGUUAUUCGUCUGACUGGAAAGUAAAUGAAACAGAUGAAUACAACAGAGAAACUCAUUCAAUUUCUGGAACCGAUCGCCUAGUUGAUGAUGAUAAGUCAAGAUUUGACUUCAGUGAUACCAGAACUAGCACUGAUUCAAUGAUCUACAAGCUGGAGAUAAUGACAAUUGAGCUGUUUUCCAUGUAUGGCAAGCAGUUGAUGAUUGAUCCACAAGAUUUUCAAGAUUCAGAACCAGAUAUUCUUGCAAACUCUGCUUCAGCGAUUAUAGAACGGAUCAAAGAAAACAGUGAUCAGUGUGCAGUCGCUCUCAGGUCACUCUGUCGCAGGAAAAAGAGUCUUACUGUCGAGGAGGCAAGCUUGAUUGGAGUUGACAGUCUUGGUAUUGAUGUAAGAGCCUUUUCUGGCUUGGAAGCUAGGACUGUUCGAUUUUCAUUUAAUGCUCAGGCGCUCUCCGAACGUUCAGCUGAAAAGAAGAUCAGGCGAAUGCUUUUCCCUCGUUGUCAGCGUAAAAGUGUGAAAACCUCCACUGAAGAUGAGUCUUAACCUAUCAGCUGAUUUCCCCCCCCCCCUAGAAAGCACCUGAAUGCCUGGUCCAUCGACAAGGGAAUCAACAAAAGAUCUUUGAUUUGAUCUUAUGCGAGUUUUCUAGGAUAGCGCGUAACCUGCCGACUAUGAGAGUGAGCUGAAGCAUCAGGGUACAUUAUUGAGGUUUUGACUUCACCGGUGCAGGAAGGUUGGCCAUGUACGGUCUCUAACAUGCCUCCAGGUCCAAGGAUCCAAGGAUAGAGUUUGGUUUCUGACAAAUAAGAGAACAAAUAACUAAAUAAGGUGGCAGUUCUUGUAAUAGAUGCCCUGCAAUCUGAUCCCGGCAGAAAUCUGCAACCGAGUAGCUGACCAAGCUUUGUCAGCUGUAAAUUCCCAGUAAUAACGAGCUGCAAGAAGAAAGGGCAGAGUAAUAAGGUCUCUUUGGCCUGAAUCAGUCUUAAACAAAGAUAUCUGUUCGAAUCAGUUCUUUUACCCCAACUUGUAACUAACUUUGUUGUCGUCUCUUUCAUGCCUGAAUAAAUGUAACGCAACUGUGAUUAUGUGUCGUCCACCUACAGGAAUGGAAAAAAUGAUAGAUAAAGCUGGUGCCUUUUCUUGGU